This is a messenger RNA of Aedes aegypti (yellow fever mosquito), 760 nucleotides long. It is a transcript of the gene Adi1, whose product is annotated as 1,2-dihydroxy-3-keto-5-methylthiopentene dioxygenase. The transcript is spliced from 4 exons. The record is from RefSeq and is a predicted model, not a curated record. The coding region runs from base 135 to 686 and encodes 183 amino acids. Lineage: Eukaryota; Metazoa; Arthropoda; Insecta; Diptera; Culicidae. Gene Ontology annotation, molecular function: acireductone dioxygenase [iron(II)-requiring] activity.
UGUUGAUAAAGUCUCUAAAGAAACACUCCAUUCAUUGCUGCUAGACAAGUACGUUCUAAUUCCAGUCCAUUCGGUACACGGUAGGUAGCUAAUUGAUAAGGAAGCUGCGAAUCUGUGACCUUUUUCUCCACACAAUGGUUCGAGCCUGGUUUAUGGACAACGAGUCCACCGAUCAGCGAUUGGAGCAUCACCUCACUCCGCCGGAGUUUCUGUCGCUGGAAGAACUCUUUAACAGCACCGGGGUCGAGUAUUUCAAGAUCAACGUACCGACGUACGACUCGGAUGGGGUGUUGGAUGGCAUCCGGAAGAAGCGCGGCUAUAGCUAUGAGGACGAGAUUACUUGCUCCGAGAAGUGCCUUCCGGAUUACGAAAACAAGCUGAAGAGUUUCUUCACCGAGCACCUGCACACCGAUGAGGAGAUUCGUUUCGUGCUGGACGGUUCGGGAUACUUCGAUGUUCGCAAUGGCAAAGACGACCGGUGGAUCCGAAUUGAAGUUACGGCCGGAGACAUGAUUGUCAUCCCUGCCGGGAUCUACCAUCGGUUCACGUUGGAUGUUAAGAACUACAUUCGCGCUAAGCGUUAUUUCGUCGGAGAGCCUAUCUGGUUACCGUACAAUCGCCCGUGUGACGAUAUGCAAUGUCGGAAGGAUUAUCUGCAGAGGCUAGAAGUGGGAUUCAGUGCAUGAGAAACUUCGACUUCGUAUUGUAUUGUUGAAAGUGCCUUCGAUAUUAAAGAUUUGUUAACGACGAUGGAUAGGUA